AACGUGUGUGCUCCUCUGGCACUCUUUAGUCCAUAAUCAUUUGGAAAAUCAAUUUGUCGUAUUUUUUACUAAAGAUACUUUGAUAUGAUAUCGCAUAAAUUAUUUAAAAUAAAAUCAUAUACAAUGUGUCAAACGAAAUGAAAUAAUAGCAUUCCUAACGGAUAGUUAUAUUAAAUGGAUUGAGGCAUUUUAUAUCACCGCUGAUAAAAGUUCAUAUAGUUUGAAAAAUGGGCUCAAUCGUGUUGAAGAGUUUAUCAAUCCUUUUAGGGGUGUUUUUUAUAUUUGUUGGAAUUACAAAGUUGACGCCUUUUAUUUCGAAGGAACUUCACAAAGACUUGAGGAAGGAGUACGUUAGAUAUGCCAAGGUGUUUCCAUUAACCGAGACGUUGGACUUCAAGCUGCCGUCGAAAUGGUAUAGGCGGACCGUGGGCGCGCUCGAGAUACUGUUCGGGCUCACCAUGGCACUAUUUCCUGGUCAUAAGAUAAAGAACGCCGCGAACAUCGGGCUGGUAGCGCUGAUGGUGCUGGCGGUGUACUCCCACGUGAUGGUCGGGGACCCGUUCGACCGCUGCGCGCCGGCGCUGGUGUUCUUCUUCAUGCUGAGUGGCCGGCUCGUCGUCUGGUACCAGAUCAGCCGCCGCGAGGAGCUGGAAAAGAACGCGGCGACACAGAACGGCAACGGGCUCAAAAGAGACUAGCUGAAUUCAUCCAUUCUUUAUUUGCACCAAUUGCUUUCAAAUUUCAACAAUACCGAGAGGUAUAAAUUGGAAUUCGUAAUGCAUUUUGCAUAUUUAUUAAUUUAAUAAUGUUAUUGUAAAAUGUUGUUUUACAAAUCCUGUCGUUACGACUUUUUGUCACUUUUCUGUGAUUUACUCUAGUCGCUCGCCGUUGUUUUAGUUAAGUUACUUGACAACAGCCGUUUCGAAACCUCUUAAUAAGUAUUUACAAAUAAAUUUGGGCCACGCCGUCAUUAGAUCACCAACAACAUUAAAUCGUGCUCCGACUCUCCUCUCGACAGGAGCUGUUUGUACCUAAAAGUGAUAUUAAUUUAAGCGAUACCUAAGCACUAGGUUCAUUUUGUAUGUGCGAGUAGUAUGUGAUAGCAAUGCGUAUGCCAUUUAGGCCGGGACUACGUCAACUGCCACUGUAUUAUAUAUUAUUAUUAGUAGGUUUAGCCAACUAAUGCACAAAGAUAUAUCUUUGGUUAAAGCACCCUUAUGUCGUCAUUUUGUGGUGUCUUAUUUGCUCAAAGGGAGUCUUGUAGAUUAGCUAUGUAUUUAAUAAUUACUUAAUUAAUUCUGUUAACAUCAUGACGUCAAAAGAACACGUAUGUUCGUGUAGAUAUCAAUAAACAAUUAUUAUGAUAUGUAACCUUUUAGGUACCUAUAUUCAUCUUAACAUAAUGAUUGUUACCCAUUAGAAACUUCACAUUGAUUGGAGAUGACAAACUAUUUAAUAAUCAUUGCAAUUUUGAUAAAAUUAGAUAAUUGUAUUAUUUAUUUGUGUGAUGUGCGUCGUGUUUGAAGUGUGAUUGUUUGAAUAAAUGGAAAGAGAA
Molecule: messenger RNA, 1555 nt
Organism: Cydia strobilella
Lineage: Eukaryota; Metazoa; Arthropoda; Insecta; Lepidoptera; Tortricidae
Product: novel acetylcholine receptor chaperone
Exons: 4
Coding region: 228-698 (156 amino acids)
Biological process (GO): chaperone-mediated protein complex assembly; positive regulation of protein localization to cell surface
Cellular component (GO): endoplasmic reticulum
Source: RefSeq, a predicted model, not a curated record